Messenger RNA from Dibothriocephalus latus, 495 nucleotides. NCBI's taxonomy places the organism in Eukaryota, Metazoa, Platyhelminthes, Cestoda, Diphyllobothriidea, Diphyllobothriidae. The record is from the annotation of a GenBank genome assembly.
AUGUUAGUCACUCGUACCAUAAUUGGCAACUAUCUUUAUGUACACGGCGGCCUUCCUGAGUCCAGUGAAAGGACGAAAAAGUCUUUGAAUGGACUUUAUCGCAUUCAAAUACACCCCUUUGUUGGAACGUGGACAGACCUGACAACCUGCGACUCCCCUGCACUCAGCCAACAUCAGUGUAUCAACUGGAAGGACCAGCUGAUCGUUUUUAUAGGCGGUUGGACAGGACGAACACGCAUUCCUGGCCUACACUUCUUCAGUCCCGAAAGCGGACGGUGGCUGCCACCAGCCCUGAAGGAACCCGAAUUGAGAGGCUACCCCUCAGGCGCUGGUUUGUCGGCUCACACAGUGAUCCCCUUCGAGUCGGAGGCCAAAUCAAACUCCCUCUCCGCCCUAAUCUUUGGUCGCGAGGGAUCCACCCGAAUCCAACGCCGUCGUGGAAACGCCUACCUUUUACAAGGUAACCCUAAAACCAGUUCUGUUUCCUCAUCAUAA